AUGAGGCCGUUCAAACACCUCAGCGCUGCCCUCAUCGGCUUCGCUGUGGUUUUCUGCUGCUGCUGCCGAGGAAGCGGUGCGGCCGACGAGGAGCGCGUGGUUCUCGACGCCAUCAGGCGGUACCUGCUCAGCGACGAAGAAUAUCCCGCCCACGCGAUCACCGAUCUUAGCGACGAAGCGGGGAGGGCCGGAGACGACAUGGUGGCAGGCUGGAGAGCCCAAGAGGCUGCAAUCCUCGCCCAUUACGGCGACGCUCCCUUCGAGCAGCAGCUCACCGCAAGCCCGAGCAACAGGCUGGACGACACCGGAGCGGGCCAACUACCGGCCUUUGCGGGCAUCGAUCCAGCGUACAGCGACCAACAACCUCAUCGCACCGCUGAGCCCUCUGAGCCUUUUCCGGUCGACCAGACUCUGCCUUACCGCCAACCCGACCCAUCCAAUGUCGAGCAAUCUCAUGACUAUCCUUCUCCCAGCCCCGAGGAUGGCGAGCACGACCAGCGUGGACUGCACGUCGGCGCGCUCGACGACGCCGCCGAGCGCGAGCGCCUUUUCGGGCAUGCCUCGAUCGGUGCCUACCAGUCAGCGCACAGCCUCUCGGUGCCCGGCCUGCAUCGCGCCUGGUAUGCCACCGAGGAGCAGCGGGAUGUCUUCCUCGAAGCCUACAAGGCACGCCUUCGAGCGGACCUGGCCAUGCAACCCGAUCUGCUGCGAUAUGUCGACCAGAUCGUGUUCGUCAAAGGCUACUGGGAGUCGAGCAGCAUUACCGGCGUGCGCAAGUCGCUCGCCUAUGGCCAGGCUUCCAUCUAUGGCUCGCUCGACAAGAGGCUUGAUCUGGGCGACUUUGCCUUCACAGCCGCCAUCAGACGGGGCAAGCGCGAUAGUAUUCGGCUCAUCGCGCCCGUCGUGGCCUUUGACAGCGCGUUCAAGGCUCGCGACAUCGUCUCGAAGGACAUCCUCACCCUGAACAGCGGUCACUGA
Pseudozyma flocculosa PF-1 is the source of this 978-nucleotide messenger RNA. RefSeq lists its product as uncharacterized. The transcript has 2 exons. The coding region runs from base 1 to 978 and encodes 325 amino acids. NCBI's taxonomy places the organism in Eukaryota, Fungi, Basidiomycota, Ustilaginomycetes, Ustilaginales, Ustilaginaceae. The record is from RefSeq and is a predicted model, not a curated record.